GGUUUUAACGUCUAGAAAAACUGGAAAAAUUGUGAAUAAAAGACUAAAUAACCGUAUCGCGUAUAGAAAAAUCUAUGAAGCGUUACGGAACAUCUUUAACCUAGUACGGUUAUUUAUUUUAUGACAAAACUAUACGACCUAUCACUGUUCUAAUUUAGAUUUGCAGUUAGUUGAACUUGGUUGAUGAUGGAGAGACAGACACUACUAGCUCUGGUAGCUUUUAUGGUAGUAGCCAUAGUUGUAAUAUUCAUCGGAGGAUAUUUCUGUGGUGUUAACGUCGCCUACGCACAAAGAGGACAAAAGCAUUUAAACACGGGACCUUCUUCAGAAAAACUAACGGAGCAAACCGGUCCGUGGUAUCAGCAGCCGUGUUUUCCCGAAAGGAACAUCUGCCCUUCAGAUUUCAGGAAUCCCCCAUUAUUAUUAAUUUCUUUAGAUGGUUUUCGACCAGAUUAUUUUGACAAAACACCAACGCUCAAACGUUUAGCUCAUUGUGGAGCGAGUGCACCAUACAUGAAGCCCGUGUUCCCUACAAAAACAUUUCCUAAUCAUUAUUCAAUUGUAACGGGGUUGUAUCCUGAAUCACACGGGAUAAUUGACAACAAUAUCUAUGAUCCAAAACUUAGAAGAUUGUUCAGCGUAAGACGGGGACAAGAUAAUUACAACCCCAUCUGGUGGGAAGCGGAACCGUUGUGGGUGACGGCUGAGAAACAAGGAAAGAUAACAGGUACUUAUUUUUGGCCUGGAUCGGAAAUCAAAAUUAACGGAACUCGACCAACAUAUUACAUUAAGUAUAAUAACAAAGUUAGUUGGAAAACUCGAUUAGACACCAUUUUAUCGUGGUUAGAAUUACCAGAGGAAAGUAGACCAUCUUUUUUGACUUUGUACAUUAACGAACCCGAUCACGCCAGCCAUGCACAUGGACCAGAAUCUCCACAAGUGAAUGCAGUUUUAGCAAAAUUGGAUUCUUUUAUUGAACUCAUGAUCACGUCUCUGCAACAGAGAAAUUUAUUGGGCUGUAUCAAUAUCAUUAUAGUCUCGGAUCAUGGAAUGGCAAAAAGCGAUUGCAACAAAGUUAUCGAAUUAGAUAAUUACAUCAAUUCUUCGGAAGUUUUCCUAUCUCCUGGACCUAUAGGAAAGAUCCGUCCUAAAGGAAAAAGAACUGUUGAAAGUGUAGUAGAAAUCCUUCGUUGCAACAGACCAGAAUUACUCGUUUAUAAGAAAAAUGAUCUGCCAAAACGUUAUCAUUAUUCAUAUAAUAAUAAAAUAGAACCCAUUAUCAUCGAUCUUCCUACAGGAUGGGCCAUAGAAAAUAAAUUCGAUGCGAGGAGAUGUCGAGGAGGAAACCAUGGAUACGAUUAUUUACAUCCCGAAAUGAAUGCAAUAUUUUUAGCUUUCGGACCUUCGUUUAAGAAGAAUCUUCUAGUGGAACCAUUUAUAAAUAUAGAACUUUACGAAUUAAUGGCAGAACUGAUAGAUGUAAUUCCGAAUCCGAAUAACGGUUCUAAGGGAAGUUUGCACUAUAUCCUGAAUAAUCCUAAGACACUUUCUGCUUCUUCGAUGCAUAAAGCUAUCACGGCGUGCGUUAUUACAAAUUUGCAAAGUUCAAAAUUCAAAGGAUGUAACUGUCCAAAUGGAAGUUUACAUCAAAUUUCUCCACCGUCAGAUUUUAAACAUAAACAAGAAGUCAUUCUACCAUGGGGUGCACCUAUGAUAAAAGAUUCAGAAUUUACAUCGAUUUGUCAUUUGAUGAAUCCCGAUUACGUUACGGCAUUUCAUAAGAAACUGAAACAACCCUCUUGGAUUUCUUUUCCCCUUACAAGAAAGACGUCGAUAAUGUCGGGUGAAGCCAGAUUUUUCCAUGGAAAAUGCUGGAUAUUAGAUCAAAGAAUUCCAUUUGAAAACCAAGCAAAUUGUACAGAUUACAGUAUACUGAACAGAGAUCAUUCUGCAAUACAACAACGUUCUUUAUUUCCACCAGCAUUUGCUAUUUCUGAAAAUAGUGAAUCUUCGGUGCAAUUGAUGACUAAUGCCGUGCCAAUGUACAAAACAUUUCAUUCGGAGAUAUGGACACAAUUUUUGAUACUUUUAAGUAAAUGGACGCAAAAAUAUGAUUCAUUGAAUAUUAUAAUGGGACCGGCAUUUGACGAAAGAGGCAAUGGGUUAAAAAUGUCAGUCGGUGAACUGCUAGAACGUCACAACAAUAAAAUUCCAAUACCAACUCAUUUCUUCGUUGUGAUAACACGUUGCGAAGCAUCUAACGUCCCAUUGAAUUCGUGUCGUUCGGCAGAUUUAGACGUUUUAUCAUUUUUGAUUCCUCACAAACCGUUCCCAGAAAACUGCCAAAACAUCAAUGAAUACUUCCUUAAGCAUUCCGCCACCGUUAAGGACAUAGAAGUGUUGACUGGACUCAAAUUUUUUACGUCAUUAUCACCUUAUACGGCAAUAGCCUUACAGACUCGUUUGACUGACUACGAAUGGUUUAACGUGAAAUGAAUUGAAUUAAAUUUUUUUGUGUAAUUUAUUACUCGAAAA
Molecule: messenger RNA, 2535 nt
Organism: Centruroides sculpturatus (bark scorpion)
Lineage: Eukaryota; Metazoa; Arthropoda; Arachnida; Scorpiones; Buthidae
Product: venom phosphodiesterase 2-like
Exons: 18
Coding region: 184-2496 (770 amino acids)
Molecular function (GO): nucleic acid binding; metal ion binding; hydrolase activity
Source: RefSeq, a predicted model, not a curated record